AUGGCAUCCUUCUUCAGCUCCCCCACAAAAGUCAUCGGCGCGUCGAUUGCCAUGCGUGCAAUCCUCCUAGUCUAUGGCGCCUGGCAAGACGCCCACUCACCCAUCAAAUACACCGACAUCGACUACCUCGUCUUCACCGACGCAGCGCGGUACGUCUCGCGCGGGGCAUCUCCCUACGCGCGCGACACGUACCGCUACACGCCGCUGCUCGCCUGGCUUCUCCUCCCGACGACAUGGGACGUCCCGGGCUUCUUCUCGUUCGGGAAGGCGCUGUUUGCGCUCGCGGAUGUCGUCGCGGGGUGGCUGAUCGCCAGAUCGCUGGUGUCGGCGUAUGGGAUGAGUCCGACGCGUGCGCUGAAGUAUGCGAGUGUCUGGCUGCUGAACCCCAUGGUUGCGAAUAUUAGCACCCGGGGCAGCUCGGAGGGGUUGCUCGGGGUUAUUGUUGUGGGGUUGUUGUGGGCGGUGCUGAGUCGGCGGGUGACCCUUGCGGGUGUGAUUCUGGGGUUGGGCGUGCAUUUCAAGAUCUAUCCGUUUAUUUAUGGGCCGUCGGUUCUUUGGUGGUUGGAUGCGCGCAGGGACGGCUCGCCUCCUCCUACCUCUAGACCGCCGGCUGCGGAUUCAGCUACAGCUGCGCAAGAGAAAGGGAAGGACGAGAACCUCCUAUCCAAGACCCUCCAUUUCCUCACCCCUGCCCGCAUCCACCUCACCCUCGUCGCGCUGGCCACUUUCUCUGCCCUCAACAUCUCAAUGUACAUCCUCUACGGCCUCCCCUUCGCCCAACACACCUACCUCCACCACCUCACCCGCAUCGACCACCGCCACAAUUUCUCCCCCUACAGCACCCUCCUCUACCUCUCCGCCGCAGGCGGCACCCAGACGGCCUUUGAGUCCCUCGCCUUCAUCCCCCAGCUCCUCCUGGCCGUGGUAGUCAUCCCGCUGGUCCUGGGGAAGAGGAGUCUGGCGGGGACGAUGCUCGCGCAGACGUUUGCGUUUGUGACGUUUAACAAAGUUUGCACGAGUCAGUAUUUCCUCUGGUACCUUAUCUUCCUCCCGUUCUAUCUCCCGUCUUCAUCGUUGAUGAAGUAUCCGAGGAAGGGGAUACUGGUUGGGCUGUUGUGGGUUGUUGCUCAGGCACUCUGGCUUCAACAGGGCUAUAAGCUCGAGUUCCUGGGCCUGUCGAGCUUCGUCCCGGGGUUGUUCCUGGCGAGUUUGUUUUUCUUCGUGGUCAAUGUUUGGAUUCUGGGCGUUAUUGUUGAGGAUGUGGCGGGUGUAGGCACUGGCUCGGCUUGA
Messenger RNA from Aspergillus thermomutatus, 1290 nucleotides. It is a transcript of the gene GPI14, whose product is annotated as glycosylphosphatidylinositol-alpha 1,4 mannosyltransferase I. Gene Ontology annotation, biological process: GPI anchor biosynthetic process. Gene Ontology annotation, cellular component: membrane; glycosylphosphatidylinositol-mannosyltransferase I complex. The record is from RefSeq and is a predicted model, not a curated record. Bases 1 to 1290 code for a protein of 429 amino acids. Gene Ontology annotation, molecular function: GPI mannosyltransferase activity; alpha-1,4-mannosyltransferase activity. Lineage: Eukaryota; Fungi; Ascomycota; Eurotiomycetes; Eurotiales; Aspergillaceae. The transcript is spliced from 3 exons.